Molecule: messenger RNA, 4525 nt
Organism: Marmota flaviventris (yellow-bellied marmot)
Lineage: Eukaryota; Metazoa; Chordata; Mammalia; Rodentia; Sciuridae
Gene: Slfn14
Product: schlafen family member 14
Biological process (GO): rRNA catabolic process; mRNA catabolic process
Molecular function (GO): RNA endonuclease activity; ribosome binding
Source: RefSeq, a predicted model, not a curated record
CCAGGCUGAUAUCACAGGGCCACAGAGAUCGUGGCAGAAGGCAAACAUUCGGACUGAAGCCAGAUGUGGAACUGAAGCAUCAAGAGGAAAUAGAGGAGCAUCAGGAACCCCUUUCUCUUGUGGUUCGGAGUGAAGAGAGGCUUCUGAAAUGGAAAGUCUCCAAACUGAUGUAGAAACGCACUAUGCUGAGCUCAUCAUAAAAGUGGGUAAAGUGACUUUUGGAGAAGAGAACAGGAAAAGGAUGACCGAUAGCAGGUUGAAAAGAAUUGAGAAUUCAAAUAUCAUCCAGGCUAUUUGUGCACUGUUAAAUUCUGGAGGGGGUGUGAUCAAAGCAGAGAUUGAUGAUGAAACCUACAGUUACCAAUGUCAAGGACUGGGACAGGAUUUGGAAACUUCAUUCCAAAAGCUCCUUCCUUCAGGUUCACAGAAAUACCUUGACUACAUGCAGUACAGGCACAAUCUCCUGAUUUUUGUGAAAUCAUGGAGCCCAAAUGUUUGCAGCCUCCCACUGAGGAUUUGCAGCUUGCGCUCCAAUUUAUAUCAGAGAGAUGUGACUUCUGCCAUUAACUUGAGUGCCAGCAGUGCCCUGGAGCUUCUCAGAGAGAAAUCAUCUAGAAUUCCAAGAGCUAGACCAAAGCUGAAUCCUCAGAAAGCUCUCAACAGAUACAUUCAGGAAGAGGAAGACAUGAAGAUGUCUGCCUUGGAAUUUUUUGAAAGGGAUAAACUCACAUAUAAGGAGAAACUCAACUUUACGGAGUCAACACAUGUCGAGUUUAAAAGGUUCACCACCAAAAAGGUUGUACCUCGGGUUAAAGAGAUGCUGCCUCAUUAUGUCUCCGCAUUUGCCAACACUCAAGGGGGAUACCUAAUUUUCGGGGUCGAUGAUAAGAGCAAAGAAGUGUUUGGAUGUAGGAAAGAAAAAGUGAACCCUGAGUUACUAAAAAAAGAAAUAGAAAACUGCAUAGAAAAAUUGCCUACAUUCCACUUCUGUUGUGAAAAGCCCAAGGUGAAGUUUACUACCAAAAUCUUGAAUGUAUACCACAAAGAUGUCCUGUUUGGUUAUGUCUGUGUGGUUCAAGUAGAGCCUUUCUGUUGUAUAGUAUUUGCAGAGGCCCCAGAUUCCUGGAUCAUGAGGGACAAUUCUGUCACAAGGCUGACGGCUGAGGAAUGGGUGGUCAUGAUGCUGGAUAUUCAGUCAGCUCCUCCCAGUUUGGCUACUGACUACAGUGCUCACCUGAUUUCAUCAACUUCAUCUGCCCUAAGAAGCCCAGCAUAUCCCAUGAAAGUCAUGGAAUUUAAGGGAGCUCUGCAACAACGUUUGUUUCCAGUGACACAAGAAGAAACGAUACAACUUAAACCAGAAUCCCUCUGUAAGAAGCUGUUCUCAGAUCAUAAAGAACUGGAAGAAUUAAUGAAGACACAGAUGUGCCCUUGUUCUCAGGGAAUUGUGAUAUUUUCUAGAAGCUGGGCUGAUGAUGUUGGCUUAAGCAAAGAGCAGAACGUCCUGUGCGAUGCUCUCCUGAUAGCAAUUAACAGCCCCCUGGUACUCUACACAGUGUUAAUAGAGCCAAAUUGGAUUGAAGGGUUUGAAUAUGCUCGAAACACUGCUCAUCAGUUAAAGCAGAAACUGCAAAGUGUUAGUGGCUACACAGGGAAAAUGUGCAUCAUUCCAAGGGUGAUCCACCUGGCCAGCAGACAGUGUAGACCUGGUAAAGUCCUUGUACACUACCCCCAAUCCUACAGGCUCUCCAAUGUGGAUGAAAUGGAGAACUUGCUGCAGGCCCUUGUGGUCAUCUCACUGUGCUCCAGGUCUCUUCUGAGUAACCAGCUGGGCUGUGAGUUUUUCAGCCUGCUUGUAGAGGAGCAGAGCAAGUUGCUUUCCAAGAGCCUUCAGGAAACUCGGGAAUUGUUCAUCCACUGCCUUCCAGGAACCAGGAAGACAGCCCUAGCCAUGAAGAUCAUGGAGGAAGUGAAGAACUUGUUCCACUGCAAACCUAAAGAGAUCCUCUAUGUUUGUGAGAGUGUCACCCUAAGGGAUUUUGUGAUUCAAAAAACCACCUGCCAUGCUGUGACCCAGAAAACCUUCAUGCAAAAGGAGUUCCCAAAGAUUAAACACAUAGUAAUGGAUGAGACUGAGAAUUUCUGCAGUAAAUAUGGUGAUUGGUACUUGAAGGCUAGAAGUAUCACCCACCCUAAGGUGAAGGGGGUUGGAAGUGAAGACCUUCACCAUGGGAUCCUCUGGAUUUUUCUGGACCCUUUCCAAGUCCAUCAUGCAGAUGACAAUGGCCUUCCCCCUCCUUCUGCUCAGUUUCCUCGAAAAACAAUCACCGACGGGAUCCACUGUGCUCUGGAAAUAGCAAAUGUCAUGAAAGAAGAAAUGAAGAUGAUCAAAGCAAACCCUCCCUCCAGCAUGUCUCUGGACACAUUGGCAUUAUUCCAAGAAGCAUCCUAUGAGGAAGCAAUGUUUGCCCAGGCUCUACCUGGGGUGUUUGAAACCAAGACUAACCUAACCAUAGAACAAAUAGCAAACUAUGUGGUAGAAAGAUGUCACAGCCUCUUCCAAUGUGGCUAUAGGCCCAAAGAUGUAGCAAUUCUGUGCAAGAGAGUAGAGGACACAGGACGCUAUAAGCUUGCACUUCUUACAGCAUUUAAGGACCAUGGAGCAACAGAAGUUCUGUUUAGCCGUGCCAUUGGUGUUGGGGGCAAUCAUAUUGUUUUAGACAGUAUUCAGCAGUUUUCAGGACUGGAGAGAAAUAUCGUGUUCGGGAUUAGUUCAGAAUGUUCCCAGUCUGAGAAAUUUCAUAAGCUCUGCUUUGCCUCAAGAGCCAUUAAACACCUCUACCUCCUUUAUGAAAAGAGGGCAGCCUUCUGAAAAUUAUUAUAAAUAACACAGGGAGCCAGAAAAAGCAGAGCUUUCCUCCUUGACAGAUGGCAGCUUUUCUUUUAUAAUAUUAUAUGUAAAGAAACCAAGGCACCUCAGUAUGGCCUGGAGCCACAGAAAUGUCUCUUGGGGCUGAGCCUUGCUUGCAGUGGCACUGCUUUUUUCCGGGUCCACCUCUCCUCCCUGUACAAUUACAGCAGACUUAGGAUUGAUCCCCUGUCUCCAGUCUUCCUAACUCAAUCCAGCUUUUGUUCUGUCAUGCAAGCAGUUUAUCCUCAGAGAACUGCUUUUAUGACAUCCUCUGCUAGCACUUACCUCCUGUAAGUCCCCACAGCCUUCAAACCAAGCCAGUUCUCCAGGCUUCCCAUGUUGUGCCCUGAGUGACUCUCCUAACCACACCCUUAACUACACCUCCAGUGUCCUAAUGUACCCCAACACCUAAUGCACCUCACUGGCCUAUUUUGUUAGGGUGGUAGGGUGUCUUCUAGACCCAUUACUUUGACUGGGUCUCAAGGGUGGCACCUGGGCUAGCAUCUCAUAUGGUUAUAGGUCUCAAGUUUUACAGGUUCAGAACUUGAUUUCCUCUUUGCACCAAGUCUAGAUCAGUCUCUAGGGGAUGGCUUUAUGCUAACCAAGACCAAUGCAUGAAUCAAAAUGCCACUUUGUUAAUUCACAUUGAGGAUUGCUAUAACAAAUUGGGUCAAAGGCUUUUGCUAAUCUGCGCAUUCAACAAUAGCGUAGGAAGCCAAAUUAUAAGAGCAGAACCCUACAAUAAGGGGAGUUGGUAAUCUGGCUCAAAUGUAAGGAGUACUCAGGCUACAUCAGAUUAUUGAAAUAUCUAUUGUUAUAUUGCAAUCAUUUCUAAAAUAGAGAUGUUUUCAGUACAAGGACUAUGCAGGUCAGGUUUAUAAGCUAACUCAAAUUUAGAAUGCCAAGGACCAUUAGUUGUUCAAUACUGUCUGCCUAGGUGAAAUUUUUUCCCCUUAAUUUCUAAAGAUUCUGGGUUGACCUCCAGUCUUUCCCUCAUUUACCGCAACAUAUACACACUUUGCUUACAUUCAUUUCUACACGUGUCAAUACACUAAUGUAUGCUACACAGCCUCACACUGCUGCUGACCUGAAACUUGUCUAUGAGAGGCCUUUGCACCUCUCUGAUCCUUUUCAUGAUGAUUUGGGUGUUGAUUUUAUAGUCCAACCCUCAGAGCUCUUUUAUAGGGAUCCUGGGUGGCAACUCUAUCACCUAUACCACUCACACACAUUCCUAGCUCUUGGUCUGUCCCUGACAGUUUUUUUUCAGUCUUUAACCUUUUUUCUCCCUUCCACUUUUGAAAUCCUUACUCUUCAGUCAAGUGCUUCAAAUGCCCAUCUCCUCCAUGAAACUUUUUCCACCCCCCUGAUGGUGAAGUGGCUUUUGUGGCCAUUCUAUUGCUUUAAAAAGAAUAUAUUGAAGAUAGCAUCCAAUUCAUUCCAGACUAUUCACAGAAGUUGUUGUUAUCCUAGCAGAAUCUAUGUAAAUCUUCCUGGCAUAUCCCUUUUCCAAUGUAUGGGAAAUAUAUUAGAAAUAAAAUCAGUUCCCUUUCUUUAGUCAGCUCCCUAAAUGGAUGAGCCAAUCUUGUGCCCUUCAAUAAAAUCUUGUCUUUGUAA